AUGGGGCAGCGGCGGGGCCCGGCCGUGCUGCUCCUCGCCCUCGGGCACCUGGCCGGGCUGCUGGCAGCGGGACCCGCCUGCGCCGGCGCUUACCGCGGCCUCUCGGACUGCGUCCUCAAGCUGGGGGACAGCAUGGCCACGUACGAGGAGGAGGAGGGCAUCGAGCUGCAGGGGCUGCGCAGGGUCUGCAGGUAUUGGGAUGAAUUCCACACCUGUGCCCUGACAGUGCUCUGGGAGUGCCAGAAGGAAGCAGCAGCUGUCUGGGAGAUGCUGAGAAGCGAGUCCCGAAAAACCAAAUUUCAAGGCAGCUUGUUUGACCUCUGCAGCCCCAGCAUGGCCCAAAGCUCUGCCUGGACCCAUGUUCCCAACAUUUCCAUCCUCAGCAUCCCCCUCAUCGUCACUUGGCUGAACUUAUAA
Camarhynchus parvulus is the source of this 417-nucleotide messenger RNA. RefSeq names its product neuritin-like. The record is from RefSeq and is a predicted model, not a curated record. The transcript is spliced from 3 exons. Gene Ontology annotation, biological process: neuron projection extension; nervous system development. Gene Ontology annotation, cellular component: plasma membrane. The coding region runs from base 1 to 417 and encodes 138 amino acids. Lineage: Eukaryota; Metazoa; Chordata; Aves; Passeriformes; Thraupidae.